GUCUGUUGGUUCCACUCCAGACCAGGAGGUGACGCAGUUUUGAGGCGUUGACAUCAGAUCUCUAAAGAGAGGAAAAAGGCUGAGAAAGGCCGGACCGGGGAGGGCAGAGGCUAGCGUACAUUGAUUGGUUAUUUUAAGCAGGGAACUUUGCCGGCGUGGUAAGCGAUCUCCCUCACAUUGGCGUUCUUGCGUCGCUCAACACAAGCUUUGGCCUACCCGCUUCAGCGCAGCCCGACCCGGCCAAAGCCACACGGCCUGCCCCCCGUGUGUCGUUCCUCCUUAGUGUGUGAUCACCAUGUCCGACUUCGGCUCUUUGCCGACUAACGGCGUCGGCGCCGGAGCGAAAAAUGAUGCUUUUGCGGACGCAAUGGAAAGAGCCAGACAGAUUGCAGCUAAAAUCAGUGGUGAGAGUGGUCACAUGGCAAGCAACAAUGGAGGAGCUGAGGGUUUUCCAUUCGCCGCACAGAAACGAUCGCUCGAAGAAGCAGAUGAACCAGAUGCCAAGAAGGUAGCAUCACAGAAUGAAAGAGAUUCUUCAUUGUCCAUUGGAGCACAACUAGCUGCCCUGGCUCAACAGAGUGUCAGGCCCGCCACAAUGACAGUAACAGAGGAGUGCAGAGUACCUGAUAGCAUGGUUGGUCUCAUUAUCGGCAGAGGGGGUGAACACAUAAACAAAAUACAACGGGAUUCUGGUUGCAAGGUCCAGAUUGCACAUGACAGUGCUGGUCUUUCGGAAAGAAGUGUUUCUUUGACAGGUUCACCUGAUGCCAUAAAGAGAGCAAAGGCGCUCAUAGAUGAAAUCAUAUCAAGGGGACAUGAUUCACCCAAUGGGCAGACAGGUUCCAUGCAGGAGAUGGUCAUCCCUGCAGGCAAGGCUGGCCUUAUUAUAGGCAAAGGAGGAGAGACCAUUAAGCAGCUACAGGAACGAGCUGGAGUUAAAAUGAUCCUUAUUCAAGAUGGAUCCCAGCCGCCGAACGUCGAUAAACCACUGCGCAUCAUUGGAGACCCAUUCAAAGUGCAGCAAGCUAAAGAGAUGGUCAAUGAGAUUCUACGAGAUCGGGAUCACACUGGUUUUGGGGACAGGAAUGAAUAUGGCUCAAGAAUGGGAGGUAGUGGCAUUGAUAUAGCUGUCCCUCGCCAUGCAGUGGGAGUCGUAAUUGGAAGGAGUGGCGAGAUGAUUAAGAAAAUCCAGAGUGAUGCUGGAGUGAAAAUACAAUUUAAACCAGAUGAUGGCACCGGUCCUGAAAAAAUUGCUCACAUUACGGGUCCCCCUGACCAGUGUCAACAUGCUGCCUCCAUCAUCACAGACCUGCUUCAGAGUAUCCGUACCAGAGAUGACGGGGGUCAGGGUGGCCCCCCUGGUGCAGGGAUGCCUCCUGGAGGACGGGGACGUGGUCGAGGCCAGGGGAACUGGGGCCCUCCAGGGGGAGAGAUGACCUUCUCUGUUCCUGCUCACAAAUGUGGACUUGUAAUUGGCAGAGGAGGGGAAAAUGUCAAAGCCAUUAACCAACAGACUGGUGCAUUUGUAGAGAUGUUACGUCAGCCCUUACCAGAUGGGGACCCAAACUUCAAAAUGUUCACAAUCAGAGGUUCCCCGCAACAGAUAGACUAUGCAAAGCAACUUAUAGAAGAAAAGAUUGAGGCCCCGAUGUGUCCUGUGGGUGGUGGUCCAGGUCCGGGAGGCCCCGGUGGUUCCAUGAACCCCUAUAACCCCAACCCUUACAAUGCUGGACCUCCUGGUGGUGCACCACAUGGUGGUGCACCAGGUGGUCCACAGUACUGUGCUCAGAGUUGGGGGAACAACUACCAGCAAUGGCAGACUCCAGGCCCACAAGACCCCAAUAAGGCAGCAGCAGACCCGAAUGCAGCAUGGGCAGCCUACUAUGCACAGUACUACGGUCAGCAGCCAGGAGGCAGUAUGCCAGCACAAACCCCAGCAGAUCCUGGAGCAGCAGGAGACCAGAACCAAACAGCACAGACUUCUGGGGGUCAGCCAGACUACACGAAGGCUUGGGAGGAGUACUACAAGAAGAUGGGCAUGGUCCAGCCUGCUGGAGGGCCAGUGUCUGCUCCAGGAACUCCGGCAGCACCAGCUGGAGGAGCAGCACCUGGAGGCCAACCAGAUUACAGUGCGGCCUGGGCGGAGUAUUACAGACAGCAAGCUGCCUAUUAUGGGCAGGGAGGGCAGGCCCCGGGGCAAGCGGCUCCGCCACAGCAGGGACAGCAGGCGCAGUAAUGACGUUUUGUGUGGCUGGAUGGUUUUGUUGGCUCUUGGGACUUCUGCUGAUAGAUAUCAGUUUUUGGCUUCAACCGUUCAAGACCAUGAUUGCACCAUCUACUCUUAUUUCAAAAUCUUAUUUUUAAACUUGAUAGCUGACUGAGUUGCCCCCCCCCCCAUGUAAUAAGGGAAAAUGUUUUGCUCAAGCAUUUGAAACAACGCACUAAUUAACUACCUUGAAAAUAAUUUGUUUGUUCCUUACUUCACCUACACCUUGUAAUAAGUCUUUGUUCUCAACAUUAUGACCCAUAAAUUAAGAGUAUCUUCACUGCAGAAGCUCUACAUUAAUCAUGUUCAGGUUCAUGCGUUUUGUUUUGUUUUUUGUUUGUUUUUUGAAAUUCUGUUUUGAUUCAAAACAAAUCUCUUCUGGUACUUUUUAAACCACAUUUAAAAGAUGCUUGCUGACAUUGCAGUUGUAAUCUACGCUGCAAUUGUUUCUCAUUUCAUUCACUGUAUUUUUUCAGAAGGGGAUUGUGCGUGUCUGUAUGCUACUCAACAGGAGAAUGUGUGCAGUUUUGCUGUAAAAUGGCAGUAGCUCAUAUGUUGGCUGAUUGUGCGUUCAUGUGUGGAUGUGUCUUCCCUCUGGUUACUUCUACAACUUAAUUGAAGGAUGAUUUGGGUUUUUUUUUCCGUUCCAAUAGGCUCUCAUUGUAUUUUGUUAUUUUUUUUUACAGCUUGUUUUUAAAUACUUAAAAAUAAAAGAUUCAAAUCUACAACAUCUCCAGGUUUGAUGGAAUGAAUUAAUAAAAUUGCUAUACUGUAUUAAACUCUAUUUAGAUUA
This is a messenger RNA of Hippocampus comes (tiger tail seahorse), 3059 nucleotides long. It is a transcript of the gene khsrp, whose product is annotated as KH-type splicing regulatory protein. The transcript is spliced from 18 exons. NCBI's taxonomy places the organism in Eukaryota, Metazoa, Chordata, Actinopteri, Syngnathiformes, Syngnathidae. Gene Ontology annotation, biological process: regulation of DNA-templated transcription. The record is from RefSeq and is a predicted model, not a curated record. Gene Ontology annotation, molecular function: RNA binding. Bases 296 to 2236 code for a protein of 646 amino acids.